GGAUUGGAUAAUUUAGAUUACAUAAUGAAAUCAUGACAUCCACUACAUCCGAUGAGUCAGUGCGCCAGUGUCGAGUAAUUAUUAGCAGUCACUUCCUUGUAGAUCCAGCGCACCAGUAAAACGCUCGUGACUAAUCUGCUCUGCUGGUGGCACGCUUUUGUCCUUCUAAAAACCAUGACUUUAUCAUCAUCCAUGAAAGACUACGAGAUAUUCAUGUCCACGGUCCAGAAGCCGCCCGAACCGGAGCAAAGCUUUGAGGAGCUACGCGUAAAAGAAUACAUCAAAGCAUACACAGCGACCGGUCGACCACCAGCGCCAGUCCCAGAACUACCAAAUACUCCAAAUGCUAGAUAUGCACUCGGCUUGCCAGCGAUAUUUUCUCCCAUUCCAAUAGAAUCGACUCCGAGCAUCAGCCCUGCAAGUAUUGUGGCAGAGAAGGCCAUAACAAACCCCAGUGAUCUGCCCACCAUCCAAGUAUUUCAGUCGACUAAGACACCGAUCGAAGGGCAGUUCCAGAGCAUCACAGCACAACCUACUUUUAGCUUUUUCUCCUAUGAAGAAUUACGGUUUUAUGCAUAUCUUUCGGGGAACAUCAUGCCUCCGACCACAGAUAUACUCUCGUCGGACAAUGUGCCAACACAAGUCAUCCAUCCAUUUUACGCCAAUGACUCAGUAGCAACCGCAUUCACGCGCGCCAGCUUGGGCCCUGACGCUUCAGAUGCCUACAUGAGCAUCACGGCGUCUCUCAAAUUCGAUAAACAUUCAUUCGAGGAACUACGGCUAGCGUACCGUCUUGCUGGCAAGGAGCUUACCUCAUUCGAAAUUUCCACUCGUGGGUUGCUACAGUGGAAGACAGACGAUGUUUUCAGUAACCACCCGCGCCCAGGGUAAUUCUGUUGUAUGGUGGAUGUUUGGUUACACUUUGACUUGCCGCUAAGCCGCACGAAUUUUCACUGUCCGUUGUUCGAGUGUUGAUUAUUGUUUGCAUCAUUUACCGUAUACCAUCAUCGUUUCGCGUUUCGUACUUGUACUACAUGUACAGAAUGUUGUUGUUCUGGGUAAUGAUCGAGAAGUCUAGUGUACACAACAUGUAU
Molecule: messenger RNA, 1094 nt
Organism: Suillus bovinus
Lineage: Eukaryota; Fungi; Basidiomycota; Agaricomycetes; Boletales; Suillaceae
Exons: 4
Coding region: 175-891 (238 amino acids)
Source: RefSeq, a predicted model, not a curated record